Amoebophrya sp. A25 is the source of this 15236-nucleotide messenger RNA. The record is from the annotation of a GenBank genome assembly. NCBI's taxonomy places the organism in Eukaryota, Dinophyceae, Syndiniales, Amoebophryaceae.
ACGAUGACGACUUAGUCGGUUUUUCAUCUACUUGAUCUACCUCAAGAUGAAACUGAAAGCGGAUUCGUCGCGAAGACUUUCACUGCCUGGCCUAGUGAGCGUCGUUCCGGCUCCGAUUCUGCCCAGAGGAGCGGGAGUUGAGGUAAGUACUGGAAAUGUAGUAGUUUCGUGUUAGCUAUGUUAGCCGCCCUCACAACUUCAACAUCAACAUCAGAGAAAUUCGUAGAACUCAAAGAAGACUCAGGGAAGUCGUAGGUCCAAUCCGAACCGACUAACAUCAUCAGCUAUGUUGGCUUUGCACAAAUUCUUACUUUCUUACCACUUUCACUUUCUCAUCAAGAUCAACCUCUGUCUGCAACUUUCGACUUUUGCAUCAUCUAUCACAAUCCUUCAGUUUUGCCCCUCAUCUUUCUACAAGGUUGAUGCAGGAGGUGGUGGAGCAACGCCAACAGGUAGAACAAUUGCAACUACUGGUGGAAGCACAACUCCAAGCGUCUUAACUACUACGCAGUCAGCUACCCGUGCGCAGUCAGUGAGUGUAAAGAAAUCGCAGUCUCUUCUUUAAGACGGGGUAGAACUUGAACUAGCAGAAGUUGCAGUUCUUGUCCAUCAUGCCUUUAACCUUGUUGUAAGUAAUUGUUGUGUUGUUGUGGUUGAGUUUGAGUAAUCGAGAUUGCAGUUCUAAUUCUUGCAGUUUGACUACCACAAUGCCACUGGCAGAUUCGCAGCAACGCCUGGACGGAGCGUCGCGCGAGUGGGUGGGGGAGUUGGGUUAUCUUCUUCAGUUCCGGCUACAGUACUCACAAUUACACCUCCACCCUCAUCGUCAUUCUCUUCUAGUGCAGCCGCUGGCACUACAACAACUACAAGAUCAAGUGCUGCUUAUGUUGUUGCGGGGUCUGGUUCUGGUGGUGGGAGUGGCAACACCAGUACUGGUACUGGUAGACAGCAAUUCGUGCAAAGUCGCGGGUAUGAAGAUAGCGCAACAGCCGCAUCAGCAUCCGAAGAAGAGGUCAUGAUGAAAGAGGGCAAGAUGAACAAGGUGAAUAAACAUGGUAAUAGUCAACUACAUGAUGGUGAUGGAGGAGGUGGAAGUGGAGCAGUCGCAAAACAUGCAGUAACAGUAUCUUCAUCUUCUGCAUCGCCUGGAGGUUUGGGAUCAAUACUAGCUGGAUAUAACGUGAUCUUAACGAAGAAAACACCAGCAGCUCCUGGGAAUAUCGGAGUUGUAGGUGGUCUUGGGGCUGCUCCUCGGUCUAUGCCGCGUAGUUUGUCCACUAGUGCUGCUGGCUCUAGCAAUCUCAAUGUAGUUGUCACUCCUAGACACGUCGUUGUCGAUGCACCUGAUACUUCUUCUAGUAAUAAUACUAGAGCAGCAAAUGGUGCAAAACUCAUACCUAAAACAUCACCGUCGCAGAAGACGACCACAACCACAUCCCCGAAACGAGAAACUUCUACAACAAGUAAACCGCCUGUCGUAGUUCGCAGUAGUAGUGUCGUAUCACCAAGGAGUAUGCGGCCACUACUUGCUUCCUCAUCUGUGAAGAUCUGUAGCGGAGGUAUUAGUACAACGACGCCAAGGCUAUUGCAGUAUCAACCGUGGACUCCGACUCCUCCUGUACCUUUGAAGGCGGUUAAACUUGGUGGAUCUUCUGGCAUUGGUGGAAGUCCAUUUCUUACGCCUCUGAGUCGUGCAACAUCUACUGCAAUCACUCCGCAAAGCAAUAGCAGGACUGAAUCAGCAGGUGCUGUACCUUCAGGAACACAAAGACUGUUAGCCGCAUCUCCUUCAGUACAAAAUUUGCACGCAACGACUACUGGCAUUGGUGGAUCUUCUACUGGCAUAAUUGGUGGAUCUUCUACUGGCAUUGGUGGAUCUUCUCCUGGUGCUGCUGGAGAGUUCACUUCUACUAGAAUAAACACUACAGCAGCACCAGGAGGAGGAGGCGCACAUACUCGUUCUUUAUCUGUUCCUGCUGCUCCCGCGCUACGUGGCUCUAUCGGAAAGCCGCCUUUAGCACCUCAAUUACUACAAUUACCAACUACUGCUAGUGCUACUAGAAGUUGUACAACUGGAGGUCGUGGUACAACUGGAACAAUUCCUCCAACUACUACAUCAUUCUCUCCUCUACUAGGAACAAAGGUCGUGUCAACGUCUGCCACAAGUGUUGGACCACUAUCCGGGAGUGCGUCAGUCCCGAUCGCGCCACCCACCCAACUUCAUCUCUUUCCACCACAAUCAACGGCCGCGCAGAACGCGACUAUUCUUGGCAAGAAUACUGGUACUGGUCGUCCUGGUCCUUCAACAAGUACGUCGACGACCUCAAUUCCUACGAGAAUACUAACGCAACAAGUGAACAAUAACAGUGGAACUACUGGAUUUGCGGGUCCGACUACAUCAUCUUCUUUUUCGAGGAAAAUGCCACAAGAACAUGAUGAUCACGAUGAAGAAACGAAACGAGUGUUAGUGGCGAAUGGUAGUGGAGGCUACCAAAUAGUAGUGCAUACGCCGAAAUCUCCAGGUGCAGCUGUUACAUUAGCAACGCCUGUAGGAGAUCCCAGUCAUGGCCUCCUAGUAGGUGGAUUCCAUGAUGAAGAAGACGAAGAUGGCUCAGUCUCAUUAUCCUUGAGCAAGUCCAGCAUCGAGAGUAUCUCAAACCAAAGGUCGCUUGUUUAAGGCGAAGGUCUUCUACGUCUGAAGCUAUAUACAGAGUAGUUUAUAGCACGCAUGGAGUGCAUGGAGUAGCAUGGAGUGCAUGGGGCGCAGAGCUUUAAGGGGCGCAAGAAGCUCCCCCUUUAGCUCCAUGCUACUCCAUGUGAUCCAUGCACUCCAUGCCAUGCGAGCUGGGAAACCUUAUAGUAUAAUAAAUUCGAUGAUUUGUUUGCUUUGCAGCUUUAAAUUCCUGAAAUCAUUUCGUCGUGUCGUAGAUCCUACUCAACUUCGUGUUUUCUCUGAACUAUUCCUUCCUCUAAUGUCUCUUGACAUCAACCGCUGCUCCAAGGAUCAAAAUUUCUCCACUGUCCUUGCCUGGUGAUGCAGCAAGUACAACCAGUCCGAUAAAUGCUGCUUUAGGAAGCUUUUUUGGAGGUCCCAAUCUUCAGCUUCCCCACAAACUCGCUCACCAAUCUGCAACUUCUACACCUGGAGGGGGUAUGGUAGGAACAAGUAUAGUAGCUUCUACCCCACUCAUGGUCGAAAUAGGAACGCCUGUCGAGGAUCAGAAUCAUCUUGCGUGGGCAGGUGAGCAAGGUGGUGGCUUUGCAAAUCCGAGAAGUCGGCCGACCAGCCGUCCCACCAGUCGCAACGGGAGUCCCACAGGUAGAGGCAUAUUGAAAAAUGCAGGAGAAGCGACGCCAAUAGCACUGCAUGGAUUUCAUCCGAUGUCUACAACUACCAUGCCGGGAGGACACGUAGUUGGUAGUCUUAGCCUUGGACAUCAACCUCCAUCAGGAACAGGAUUGCACACCUCCACGACAGGACUUCCAUUAUUAAGGGUUCCCAACAUAUUACAUUCCUCACGACUCGCAUCCCUGGCUCUUUUUGCAGUAGGAAAUAAGUAGUCCUCAGGGUUGUUCUGAGGAAUGUAAUUUUUCCGUAACCUCUAACAUUACAGUUGCCAUUCAUCGCUUCUCCUCGUAUUCCAGCUGCAGGACCACCUUCUUCACAGCUAGGACACCAGUCAGGAGGAGUGGGUCCACCAUCUGGAUUGAUGUCAUCAUCAAAAACUUCUACAGUAGCAAUCGCGCCAACUCCCAUCCUCGCAACGCCUUUGAGUGCUAGAGCUAGAGGAGCUGGUAAUUAUAAUUCCCAAGAUCAAGAAGGAGAAGACCAUUCGUCUUCCAGUAUUCAAGAUUCCUUCUUACAGAAACGCGAUUUCGCUUCAGCGUCUCUAGUUGACCUUUGGUUCGAUGGCAAGACUUGGCGAACGUCGGAGCCUGUCUUUUCCAAAGACCACAAUGCUGCAAAAAUACGGUAUUGGGAGAAUUACAAGGAAUAUCUUGGUGGUACUAGUAAGACGAGCGCAGCUUCUAGUGAUGAAAAGGAAAGUAGCGCUUCGCGAUCACGUGGGCCGACUCCAUUGUCUACAACUAGCACAGAACAGCUACACGAAGACAUCUUACAACUGCCACCUAGUUUGGAUAGGCUAGAAAGCUUCUUGUGCGACAUGGAAGGUGAAUUUCCAAGAGAGCUCGAUUGCUUUUUUCAACAGCAGUUAAAAGUGACUAAAUUUAUCAAGAAGCAGGGAGAGGGACGAGAUAGUAAUACUAGCAAAGCCGCUACAAAUAAAAAGCCAGCAACACGUCGGACCACAUUGAACAAGAAGAUUCCGACUCAGCUAGCUCGUCUCUGCCGUAAAGCAGUGGAUCUUCAUGAAAUGAACAACAACAAUCAAAGUGCUGCAUCAGCAAACACGGCUAACAAAAACAAUUAUUCCAUGGCCUCCUCAGCUUCAAGCACAGCUACUUCCACUUCUAGCUGGGCUGCUCUAAUUGAGUUUUUGCGUUUGAUAUUUCGGUAUAGCCUGCGAUUACCUCCACCGCCGAUUUCGCGUGCUGUCUGGCUUGCUCUCGCUCGUGAGUUCGAGCGCUAUCUUUUGCAAGCGCUUUUGGCGAAAUGUGACUCUCCAAAUACGCCACGCGGCCAAUGGAAAGCUGUGACUACGAGUGCGCUGUUUCUCGAUAGUAGCCAAGAACCAUCUUCAACUUCGAAGAGUGGUAGAAGCAAAAGCGUCGACUCUCUCUCGACUCUUCUAUCGACAAAUAAAAACCAAUACCAGGAUCUUCAUGCAGCUGACAUCAAUUACAACCAAGAGCAAGAACAAGAGCUGCAUUUGGAUGUCUACGAACGUGUACGUAAGUUGUCGCCAGUUUUGAGAGAGGAACUCGAAUGUUGGAACGAGUUGAGGAGACAAAGUCGCCAGCAUCCAGCCUUGACGGCUGGUGGAGAAGUCUGCACACAUCUGGAAACAACGACCGUGCAAUUUGUGUACUUCUUUUAUGGCAGAUCAUGAGCAAUUUUUGUAAAUAUGCAUUACUUGGAGUUGGAUCCUCCGGAACGUGAUGCUAGACAUCUCUACACAUGCAUCUCAUGUGGAUGAUCUGGUGUAUAUAAUUCGCUAAACCAGUAGUACCUAGAGUGCUUCUUGUUCUAAUCCCUCAUGCGAAACCUUUGGCUUCUGGCGUCCACUGUAGCGGAACCCGUAGCCGUUUCGGCCACUGUCUAUCUUCCCUGGAUACGACCGAAUAGCAUCUUGUUCUCUUCGUCCAAUAUAGCUGCGAAUCGAUCACAGUCUUCACACCAGGGCAACCGAUCAAGACCCACAUCCCGUCCGACCACACCUCACAGCGCAAAAACGCCGACUGAAAGCGACAUUUUCUUGGCUGCUGGACAGCGAUUCCUUCAAUUCAGCAGAAAUAGAUCGGAGACUCCGGUAUUGCCGCGUGCUAGUCCGCUGUCUAGUAGCCUUAAGGCGUUGAUGUGGGUUAUGCAUGGUCUGUGAAGGUAAAUAUCUGGUUUCUGAUAUAUUCUUGAUUGUUAUCGCAGAUGACGUCGAUGGGGAUCAAUAUGAAAGAAACCACGCAGCAUCAUGAAGAACUUGAACAGCAAGUUGUAACUAGAUGAGAUACAACUUAAAAAGUAGACUAACAGUACAACUUCUUCUAGCUCGAACACCCCCGACCACGAGGAUCUCCAACACCAAGAAAACGCCAAAAGGGUUGCCCCUCAGCCUUGCAGACUGUGUCCCACUUGGUACGUGCAUUUCCGUUCUCUCCUCAAUGCAGUGAAGGCUUGGAGAACUGCAAAGAGAAGUGAACUAAGCGCAGUCGUCAGCGAGGUGUGGGAGGACUACUACGCCACUAGUGUGAUCAACUGGGGCUUGACUGUGCAGAUGUUCUUGAGGGAGGUUUUGCAACGAUGUGAAUUGGUGAAAACAUUGAGGACGAUGUCAACAGAUCAUAAAACAGGAGCUUCUAGUAGUACGACUCCAACGAGGACCUCUACUACAACCACGUCCUGCUCUGGUGGUCCAAAGCCAUCUUCUACUACUAGUACUACAACAACAAGCAGAUUUUCUUCCUUAGACACAGUUCCUGAUCCGAUUUGGUACCAGCUUUUUCGAGAAGCAGAUCCAGCAGGACGAUUUGGCCUGACGACACACGCUUCAGCAUUGAGUUUUGUCCGCACUUUUUUGGGUCGGGUGAUCCAUCUGACCACGCAUUUUGCUGACGUGGUGGAGGCUCCUGAUGCGAUAGAGGUGAAUGAGGUUCGUGCCGACGCAAGAAGCAUACCUGCAAAAGGAGCCACGAGCACGACAACAUCAACAAAUGCAGCAAAUCUGGCUGCAGCAGCAGCUACUACCAAUCUGGUUGUGGAACAGGACAAGAAUUUUCUUGACAUCUCUCCAGCGACGGUUGUGUUUCCCGAUGAAGCACAGCCAGCUUCUCUGAACCAUGUCGAAGUGCAAGUGAUGACGAUGGAGCUCGCGCAGCAGAAGGUGAAGGACUCAGAAGUGCAUAUUUAAGGCAUGUAGUUACUGAUCUUCACUCAAAUCCCAACCAGUUAGCAGAAGAACAGUAGAAGAAGACUUUCGUCUGUAGGUCUAAGCUUGACCUACGUCAUGCGAUCCAUCCUCGUCCUCUAACCUCCAGUCGAAGUAGAACAACCCGACAAGAUCCCGCCUCUCGUAGUCCGUUUGCAGAGUGAGAAGAGUAUGCUAGAGCGUCAGCUAGAGGAGAUGCAGCAGCAAAUGACGGCGUUGCAGGAGAAAUCGGAGCAGUGUCAAAAUGAGGCCAUGGAAUCCGCGGAACUUGAGAAGGAGAGAUUGGUAGAUCUAGUUUUGGACUUGCUUCUCCUUGGCGCUUCAAGAACAUUUUUGCAUCUGCCGAUGUUGACGCAGAGAUUCAUUGUCUGACUGACUCCCCUUUCAUCAAGUCUGUAUCUUCUGCUCGAACAGGCUGAUAUCGAUAUUUCCCACUUCUUCUGAGGCCAGAACUCAACCCUGCUAAGCCCUACCCAAACCCUAAACCACAGAUGGCCGAACGACAAGAGUUGCUUGCCGCAGUGAACCGUUUGGAGAUUGAGAAGCGGGAUGCGGAACAAGUUCGGACUAUCGUGGAAACGAGACUACAAGAGGCGGAAACUGCGCAUUUCUUGCACGAAAAGGCUCUCCAAGAGCAGGAGGCGAUGUUUAGGAAGAGUAGCUUGGAAGCGGAAGAGGUACAACUUCUACGUACUAGAGAAGAUGAACUCGUACAACUACAAGACUACGCAGACAAGAACCAUAUUUAUAUAUAUGUGCUUGUUGUUCUUGUUCUGCACGACCACUUAUAAAGCUACAACUCUACUAGACAUAGACUUAUUUUUCUUUUCGUUUUUCAUUCUCACUACAACUGAAGAAAAGACAGAAGUAUCAUUUUGGAAUAUGAACAAAACCUCCAGGAUUGGCUCCACAAGCUCGAGCAAGAAAAGGAAGCGGCCACGCGCGCACUCCGCGAACAAGUUCGGGAAGAGCAAGGAGCUUUGAAAUCGGAGUUGGUGGCGAAACAAGAGGAGCUAGAGCGCUUAACAGGCAAGAUGCAACGCGAAAAGCAAAGUCUAGAAAGAGAGCACGAAGCGAGUCGAAGCAAGGAACACGCUGUACUAAAGAAGCAGUACGUUGGAGAGCUGGAAAAUUUGCAAGCUGCGUAUAAAAAAGCCAUGGAAGAUAUUGAGAAAAAGUACUUGUUUCUUUUGAAAUUUUAAUUCUUGUCGUAGUGGUGCUGACUUUCGUCCCCCUUUGACUUUGAAGUUUUGUGAUUUUGUAGACGGCGUAUGAUCCGCUUCAGUAGCAUUUAUCAACUUCUUCCCACAUUAACCUCCUCUUCCUGCUACUCUUUCUCAGCUACAGCGGCUUAACCCGGCAAAAAACCAGUCUCGAGCAGGAGAUGAUGAAGCAAAUGGCCUUAAGCCGGGAGGAGCAGGAGAAAUCGCAGGAUAUGAUCUCUGCCCUAAGUUAAGGCUCGAGGAUACAAUUCAUUUCCGAGGGCCAUCCUCUUCGGUUUCCUAGUGUGAGGAUUCUGAAGAAAUGAAGGCAAGAAGUGAAUUUCUUGGGCUCUAACUAAGAGCCCAACUGCUAGAGGCCCAGACAACCGCACAGCAAGCCCAAGAGAGCUUGAAGAAUGUUGUGGUGGAGUGCGAGAAGAAUUUGGAGGAGAACAGGGAGACGCAAUUGGAGCAGAUGAGGGAGGAAAGGGUAGUAAUACUUCGUACUAGAGUUAUCCUCUUCUUGCAGGCGACUAGUUGCUUCUUGUUGUUCUUUGAUGUCCUUAUAAGAAAUGCAAGUGCUGUUAUUUUUAAUGUUAUAAUCUUAAUACUUUUUUAUGCUAAACUUGAUCAGCAAUGUCUUCGUCAAAAUGAUCAUUCAUCCUUAGGACCGAGCACUGGCCAAAACGGUUGCGCAAUUACGAGCCGAAUUCGACAAGGAGACCGAAUCCGUGAAGAUGAAGUUGCGCGAGGAAGCAGCAACUGAACGUCAAGCCGUACAGCUAGAAGUUGCAGCUUUAAGGGAGAAUUACAAGAACCUGGUAGAGGAACACAAAGCUGCCUCAAAAGAAGGAGAAGAACAACUACUACUACAACAUCAGCUUCAUCAAGAAGUAGAUCAAAUACAACAUCAAAGUCCUAGCAAAACAUCUUCUAUGGCCUUGAAUACGAUGAGCGAGAACGAAAAUGUUGUGCUGAAGGAGACGAGGGUUUUUUCACCUUCGCAAAGUCCCAAUCGUAGCGCUUCACCUGACAAGCACUACAACAUCAACAAUACUAGUAUGAUGAUAACGCCACCGUUCGUUCGAGACGCUGAGAAUGUCGGAUCUUUGGGCAAGCAUUUUAGGGUUGAAGAUUUGGAGGGACUCACUUCCGAGAUGCGCCGAGCAGUGAAGAUCCAGGGUUCAGCGGUACACAUUGACGAGAAUCAAUUGAUGUCAACACUAAGACGUGCAGCAGAGAGCGCAAUUCGUCAUCCAGGAACUUGUUCGCCUAUGAAAGAAGUGAUCACUCUGGAGUCAGCUGGGCCAGUGCAUCGUCUGCAGCCGUCAGGUAAUGAAGGACAAGGAGGUUGUCGGACAAAAAUGCCUUCAAACAUGUCACCACCAGUGCCAGCAAGAGAAUGCUCCGCAAGGCUGUUUCAGGAAGAGGAAAGGACUGUCGUUUCUCCGGUUAAAGCAAUCAUGAAAGAAACUUUAGUCGUUGUUCAUCCUGAUGGCAAAGAACUCAGGGGCAACAUGGAAGCACUCCCUUCUGGAGUAAUCGAUGAAGAAACUACUUUUCUCUUUCAAGGUGGUGCCGCGGGAUCUUCAUCCUCUGCGACUGCGAGUGUGUCUGCAGGUGCUGGCGCUUUCGAAACUGAGGCUGCUGUACCUCAACUACAGUCCGAUCCUUCAGCGAACCCUGUCCAGCAAGGCCUUCCACGGCCAGCUCCAGCUAGUGUCGUUCUAAACAACAACAACAGCAAAGUGAUAGCACCGUCGAUGUACCGUUUCACUCCAGAUUCUACUGUAUUGUACCAGAGGGCUUUGCAACAUGUAGGAGCUGCCGGUGGCUCUGGUGUUGUAGUGACACCACAAAUCUACCAACAGCAAGAACCAGUAGUAGAGACGGCAGCGCCAACAGCAAGUGCAGUUCAAUUACAACAGAACAACGACUCCCACCUCUUCGUGGAUGCGCGCGAACAAGAAUCGGCUCUCUUUGAAGAAGCAGCAGAGUCUGUGGCACCGCCAAGUCAGAAUAUGUCGCGUGAAGCAUCCCUCGUCAAGCGGAAAAAAGCAGUAGCAAAGAGACGGAGCGCAUUGAGUGGUGCUAGGCGCAGUCCAGCAAAACAAGGAGGUACAACUGGAGGCACACCUAAUCGUGGCAAGAAGAACCAGGUUAGCGCAAGAAGUCCUGCUUCGCGAGCUGCUAGUGCGCGAAAAAAACCACAUCUGCAACAUUUCUAUGUUCCGACUGCUGCUCCUCCUCCUCCUCCUGCUACAACUACAACUUCUGGUGUUGUAGCUGCGGCUGCACCAUCUCCAACUGGAGCUGCCAAUCCACAAGUCCAGGUCGAGGCAGUUCGACGUACCUCUCUCAAAGAGGCUUCGGCAACCUUAGAUCGUUUGCGUCGGGACUUCCACCAUCGUGCAUCCUCCAGAAGUCAAAGUCCUGAAAAAAACAACUACAGCAACAAAAAUGGUGGCACAACUUCGACAUCUUCUGUCACCUCUGCUAAGAAUAAUUACAGAAUCAAUUCUCCGAGGAAGACAUCAUCGAAAAAAUCUGUCUCUUCUUCUAAUGGAAGGAUGAGAAGCAGCAGAUCAGUCUCACCAUCUCCCUCGCCGGAGAGUAGGCGCGAUAGACAAGGUCAACAACACCUGAAUAACUCGACCAGAAGAACCGUCGGUGUCGGGACUUCAUCGUCUCCCCCUGUAGCACGUACGUCUGGGUCUAGUACGUCACAGCAAAUGCAAAUGCAGCAGAGGAGCGCAGGCACACGACCAGUUCGAACGAGUUCGUUCCUUUUUGUGAACGAUAGCGAACCAGAAACAAGGAGUAGAACGAGUCCUAAAAGUAGAAGUUCGGCGGGUUUGGUUGCUCCAAGGUCGUCAGUUGCUGGAGUUGUAGGUAGUAGUACGGCGACAGGAGGAGAACAAGCUGGUGCUUCAUUUACUGCAACAGGUCGUGGUGGAGGUCAACAACAAGCUUCAUCUUCAUCUUCCAAUCCCAAUAUUCCCUUCGACACAGCAUCUUCACCGACGAAAAUCAUAGUCCAACACGGCCGUCGCAUUAGUGUCAUCACUGACGAUGGCCUCGGUGCUUCACCACCCUGGACUGCGGAAGUAAGGAAAAUGCUCGCUGCAGCGGGGAUUGGGGAGCAACCGAUGGAGGACGAGGAGGCUGGCCCUUUUCUGAAUGAGAACGAGAAUGAUGGGAGUCAAAAUUUUUAUCUUCACCAAGAAGGAGAAGCUGAGCCUGAGAAGAUGAACAAGAGUGACCUUUUAGUUCUGCGUAGUGCUAGUGCCAGUCCGGCUAUUAGACGGAAGUUGCAGAAGACGCAGGAGUCUCAGGACCCCGAUCAUGUCGAUACCAGUCAAAUCAACAACACUACCGCAACCCUUCUGGAGGACAAGCUAGCGAGUGGGUCUAGUCCUCAACUACGACCAAGGUUUGAGGUUAGCCUAACAGGAAGCAGUGGGGAUAAUUUCCAGUUGAAGCCCAUACCAGACGAGGUGGCGCGGUCUGAAGCCUUAAUUAUGGUGUCGGACAUGAAAAAUAUGGCAUCAUCACCAUCACAUACACAACGACGAGGAGGAUCCUUAGGCGGAGGCUUCGAAGCGCCGAGGACAGCUAGAAGUUCUGCUUUGGGUGUUGCCGAGCAAGGCAGCGGUCUAAGACCUACUUCGAGCUUGGUCGUCACUCUCAGCCACGAUCCAAGAGUGCUUCAAAACAAGCCCACUACAACGAUAAAAUCCUCCACCAGUGGUCCAGCUGUACAACACGGAGCAACACUAUCAACAUCUUCGACAGCUAGUAACAAGCGUUCCCUAACCCUUCCCGAGUUGCGUGCAGAGUUGCAGCGACAGCAAGAGGAAUUUCAGUCUGAAAUCUCACAGAUCAAAGCAGAACACUCGGAUGAUAUAGAGCGUUUAGACAGGGAGCGGAAGAAUCUGUCGAUUCGUGAAUCACUGCACUCAGAAAAGGCAGUCAGUUUGGCUGAAGAAAAAGAAGUCUACGCCAGCGAUUCAAUGCGGCUGCGUGAGGAUUUGAAGAGUAUGCAGGAGUUAUUGGCGGAAGAGCAGGAAAGAAGGCGAGCUGCGGAUGCAGAUGUAAUGCGACUGUUGGAGUUAUGGAUAAUUUGAGAUUUUGGUUUGUUUAGUUUAUUUUUGCUUCGCUGUGUAGCAAACAGGAGCUCAAGUUCUAGAAGUUCGCAUUUUCAUCCUUGUACAUCACCCCGCCCCCCCAACCCCCUCAUCUCUAACCCUCGCCAGCGAAAGAGAGAAAGAAAAACACACCGAAAUGAUGGACAAUCUAGGUCACAGGUUGAAGGACUUGCAGACUGAGGCCAGAACUCUACAGCAGGAAAGGUGGCAGCAUGCGACAGGCGACAUUUGCAGCACUGGCACUGGAGGUGGCGUGACUGUCGUCACCAAAAGCCUUCUCAGUCGUGCUAGAAGCGAGAGCGAUGAACAGGCACUGCGUGGUAGGUUAGGUGUGGAAGCGCAAGAGGCAGCUUUAGAAAGGGAGCUGAGUCGUGGAACAAGUGGAGCAGGACUUAGUGGCUCUGGUAGAGGGAGUAACAACAACACGACAGCAGCGAAGAACAGAACAAUGUUUUUGAAUUCGCAGAUUCAGAACUUACAACCAGUAAUGGGUGAUAGGGAAGUUUUACAGCAAAUGGGUGUCGGAGAUCCACCCAUGAUGAUGCCCAGCGUGUCCUCUGAUCGGGAUCCCUAUCCACCUCGUAACAACUACAGUAGAACCGGUCCCCCAGGUUCUUCUGGUGAUGAAGUCUCAUUCGGCGAAACACCAGGUGCUGACAGUUUGAGAACAAGUAGCCCUUUCUUGUUGAAUGCAGUUGCGCCAAAUGGUACGUCGCAGACAAAUCUUCGCAUGAAUUCUGAUGAUCCACAUCCACCAGGAGACCUCAUCCUUGUUCAGAACAACAGCGCUUCAUCAAUGAAGAGUCCAGCAGACUUAGUUCUCUCUGCCAACAGUGCUAGUGCUCCUGCGCAACUACAGCAUAGUCCUCGAUUGGAUAGUACAAUGCUGUCAGCAAGAAGUGCUCCACCUGGCACACCGGGAUAUUACGGCCAGAGAGAUGGGACAAUCACUCCACAACAGUUCGAAGCUUUGCAACACGAACUAACCCUUUUGAGACGAGAGCUAGCGGCGACCCCACGUGGGGGAGGAGACUUCAAGAGGUCGACUUCAAGAGGUCGUGGCUCUAAAAUAUUAAAGACUUCUUCUGUGAAAAACAAAAGUGCUGUAGGUAGUGGUAAAGCGAGUACAGAAUCAUCACGACGAAACUCGUUGAAGCCGUCAUCUUCUCCGUCAGGUGGUCCGCCUGGUAAGAAAGUUGUGGGUAGUAGUACAAGAGGAUCAACUCCAACUAGACGCGGCACAUCAUCGGCAACUGGUGGUACAACUAGCACUUCUAGGCCUCUGAAAAAGAAGGCUCCACCAACGACCCGCCGAAGUAGAACGUCCAGUCGAAACGUAAGUCGAAGUGUCAGCAGGGCCCCAUCAUCACUAGCCACCAGUCGCGCAACGUCUCCUCUGAAGCCAGAAAGGUCGCCACGGUCUGUCAGGUUUUCUGGAGGUGGCGCUGCAGUUUCAUCUACCAAUCGCAACCAGCACUCUGGUCCUCAUCGUAGUGACUUGUUUCACAGCACUAGUAAUGCUGCUUCAAAUCGUCUCCUCUAUUGGCGAUCACCCAACGAAGCUUCUUCUAGCAACUCCUUGGAAAUACGUCCAGAUCAUCUUGAAGAUCAUACGGGAGGUCGUAGUCGUGGAGGUAGUAGCAGAAGUAUCGAGAUGAUGGAAGACGAAGAGACGUACUACGAUUACAGUACUGGGGGAGGUGCUAGUGGUAGUGCAGGAGAUGACCAUGACACCUACGGAGAUGGCUUAGGGGCAACAAGCAACAGCAUGACAAGAGGCGGUGACGAUGAUUCUUCGAAUUCGAUUUCGGCGACGAUGUAUCAUUAUGAUGCUCAUGAAAAUAAGAGGUUUAAAGACGACCGGAGAACUACACAGCUGCGGACAAGAGCAGGUGGAUCAUCAUCAGGCGGACUUGGUAACAUGUCUUCAUCCAACUCUCAUCUUCGGCGGUCAAAUAACGCGAGCAAUAGACCGACCCCAAGAGGUCGCGCGCGAAGUAGUCGUCCUUCCUCGAUGAGUCGCUCUCCUUCAGUAAAAACUCAAAAUUCAGUUCGUCGAGAACCUAUGAACCGGAAUUACAAGCCAAAUUACAAUCCCAGUGCGUCUGCUCUCAUGUUCAUCGACAACAAAACCUCCACAAAAGCGGUUUAUCAGCCACACUCGAGACGGACCUCACCGGUCAAGAUGGGCAAGUCAGCGUCGUUGCGUAGCAGAGACUUUGCAGCUCCCACCACCAGACGGAUCUUCGCAACAGGGAGAACAGGCGUGGCAUUGAACGCAAACUAUGGCAAUAGCAACAUCUACAGUCGUCAUCAUCAGAGAACUAAUAGCUCAAUAACGCCACGUCGAAGCCGCAGUCCGAUACCGAUGGUCAAGAAAUUAACAAGCUCGAUGCCGAAUGCGGCAUGGAGGAGUUAAAUUUUUUUUGCCAUCAACAACUAUACAUUCAUGUUUUGUUAAUGCAAUUUUUUCAUUUUUACCAAGCUAGCAAAAGUAAAAAUUAAAAAUGAGAAAAGAGGUAAAUGACAUUCAUAGAUACAAACAAACUGUUUCUUCUGGUUUUACUGUUUUCGAACAACAAAUAAUAAUGAACGUGAAGGCUGGACCAUAGUAGAAAAAUGAUUUCAAUUAGGAGAUCUAGAUGGUGUUUGUACUCGUUCCUAGUUAGCAGGGCUCCACGACCACAAACUAGUAGAUGGUCUUUCACUUUCACACCCCAUAUUCAAAAUGAAUGAAUAUUUAUACUUCUAGUAUAAGUCUACUCUCUACUCUCUGUCAAAGAAAACGUCAAAACUCAUUAAUAAACCCGGAACAUCAAAUAACUACGCAGGUCGAGCUUGACCGCCAUAGCACUUCCGAAAUGUAACCUACAACCACCUACUUUAAAUAGAGACGAUCGAAUGAUUUUCAUCCGAUAGAAUGGUGAGAUCAUGUACAGUAAUCACGAGCUGAGAGCUCAAGAAGUACAACACAGAAUCAUGGUAAUCCAUAUGCAUAGCACGACUUUUUAGGUAACAGAGACUGGAGAACCUCGUAGUACGAAAUGAAAUUCUCACGAAAUGCCCAGAAGACGUCGGACUACAAAUGAACAAGAACGACACGCCUCCUGACCAGGUUACGCAUGUAAAUUCCCUGCAUGAUGAUCAUCCGAAUAACAAAGAAGCAAAAAAUUUUCAUCCCAAUAUUCCAUUUUGGACGAAGGAGCAUGCUCUGUACUACGAUCCCCAUGCCCCAAGGUUUCCUUACACUCAACAUCGAAAACCCCAUUUCACACGACACGCAAUGGCAAUCAAUCACAUUGUCGGACAAAACGAAUCCAAUUCUCCUCCUUUCUGAGAACGAU